Messenger RNA from Plasmodium vinckei vinckei, 1062 nucleotides. RefSeq names its product haloacid dehalogenase-like hydrolase, putative. Gene Ontology annotation, molecular function: magnesium ion binding; phosphatase activity. NCBI's taxonomy places the organism in Eukaryota, Apicomplexa, Aconoidasida, Haemosporida, Plasmodiidae. The record is from RefSeq and is a predicted model, not a curated record. The transcript is spliced from 2 exons. Gene Ontology annotation, cellular component: cytosol. Bases 1 to 1062 code for a protein of 353 amino acids.
AUGAAUCUCAAAUUAAUAGAAAUAAGUUUAUCUCUUCUUUUAAUGUGCUUAUGCGAAGGACACAGUAACGAGAAAAAAAAUAAUAAUGGAUUUAUGAUUACAAAAUCGAAUCGAUUGCUAUCUGAACUCGAAAACGAUAAAGUAGGAGUAGAAGUACAUGAAGACCAACCAGUUUAUGAAGACCAAUCAAAUUAUGAAGUGCUCGUAAGAGAUAUAAAUGGGAAGCCUGUCGAUAAAAAUAAUUUAAAAAAUAAUAUAAAAAUCGUUUUUAUCGAUUUAGAUGGAACAUUAUUAAAUGACCGUUAUAAAAUAUCCAAAUUAAAUAUAGAAAGUUUAGUAAAGGCACAAAAUAAAGGAAUAAAAAUAGUUUUUGCUACUGGUCGUCCAAUGCAUUUAGCUAAUUAUGUAAUAGGAAAAGAUGUUAAAAAAAAUAAUUUAAGUUUAGUGCCCGGAAUAUAUUUCAACGGCGGUAUCACUUAUGGCCCUAAUGGUGACAUAAUGCUUGAUAAUUAUAUAGAUGAAAAAUUAGUAAUGGAUAUAUAUAAUUUUUCAAAGGAAAACAAUUUCAUUAGACGUAUGUUUUGGUGUAGUUUAGAAAAAACACAUGUUUUUGAAAAUAAUGGAUAUAUUGAUGAAUAUUUGAAUAUUGUACCUAUAAUGCCUGAUAUUAUUGAUGAAGAAACAUUAAAAAAUACAAAAAUAUACAAAAUUGGUAUUAGAUUAGAUAAAGAAAACUUAUCAAGUGUAAUAAAAAUGUAUCAAGAUAAAUUUUCGGAUCGAAUUCGUGUAGUUAACACAUUUAAAACAUAUAUAGAAUUGAUUCUUCAUAAUACAAAUAAAUUUGAAGGUGUAAAAGCAUUAUGCAAACAUUUCGAUAUAAGUUUAAAUGAAGCAUUAGCUAUAGGAGAUGCUGAAAACGAUAUAGAGAUGCUACAAGGCGUAGGAACUUCAAUAGCAGUACAGAAUGCUGCUAGUGAAAUAAAGGAAUGCGCAAAAUAUGUAGGUCCAUCAAACAAUGAUGAUGCGGUACAUCAUGCACUACGAACAUUUUGUGAUAUUUAA